AUGAUCGUCUGUAUGAUCGUUCAAAUCAUGUUUCACAUAAAGAUGUAUAUCGACCAUCCAUGGUUCUUCUUAUUCUGGUAUAUUUUUGGUGAUACAAUCAAUAUCUUUACAUCUGCUGCAAUUGACUACUCAUUGAUAUGUAAACCAGGCUAUCGAAUAUCGAAAAUACAACGAUCACCCAAAUAUAAUGGGAAAUUAGGCUCCUUGUUAGUACAAUGUGAACUUAUUGAACGAAAUACGGAAUUGAUAGAAUGCAUUCGAUUACAAAGUAUACCUCAAUGUUCCGGUAUAGCGGAAGGUUGUUCUGGGCAGACAUGGCUUGCAGGCUUCAAUCUAUAUGUUAUUGAAAAUUCAACAAAAGUUACACUAUGGGAUCCAAUAUGCUGUACAUCAAAGAAUAUAAUCAUAGAUGAAAAUGCCUGUAUAAAUGAUCGUCUUAAUCAACCAAAUGAAAAUUUUGAACAUGAAAUAGCCAACGAUUUAAUCUAUAGAGGAUUGCAAUGUUGGCAUCAGUACAAUGUUUACAACACAUUGUUCGACUUGAUCUGGAAAAUGGAAAUCUGCCCGUUCAGCUCACCUGAAGAAAAGAUAUACAGAUCGCAAGAUUGUCCGGAGUGCGAAUGUGAUUGUGGCAAAUCACAGUGUUCUGAUAACAGUUAUCCAUCCAAGCUGAUUCAUAAACACACUAAAAAUCACUCAUGUCAGUGUCAAUGUGACUGCAUCAUUAUCUGCUAA
This is a messenger RNA of Cercopithifilaria johnstoni, 735 nucleotides long. The record is from the annotation of a GenBank genome assembly. Lineage: Eukaryota; Metazoa; Nematoda; Chromadorea; Rhabditida; Onchocercidae.